Molecule: messenger RNA, 1346 nt
Organism: Pelobates fuscus (common spadefoot toad)
Lineage: Eukaryota; Metazoa; Chordata; Amphibia; Anura; Pelobatidae
Gene: ECI1
Product: enoyl-CoA delta isomerase 1
Exons: 7
Coding region: 85-987 (300 amino acids)
Biological process (GO): fatty acid beta-oxidation
Cellular component (GO): mitochondrion
Molecular function (GO): delta(3)-delta(2)-enoyl-CoA isomerase activity
Source: RefSeq, a predicted model, not a curated record
AGCGAACCCCUGCCAGGACUCAGAACUUGUCUGUCUGUAACCCGACUCAGAGGGAGAAAGAAAAAAAAAAAAAGUUCCCCCAAGAUGGCGGCUGUGACAUUACUGAGGAGCUCGGCUGCUCCCGCCCGGCUGCUAGCAGGUACACUUCAUGCCCGCACCACAAGUAUAGGGGCAUGGCAGCAUUGUUGCAGCCGACGAAACUUUAGUAACAACAAAAUUCUUGUGGAGUUGGAUGAAGCAACAGGGGUGGCAGUUGUAAAAAUGAAAAGCCCUCCAGUCAACAGCAUGAGUUUGGAGUUUCUAACAGAAUUUUCCAUAACCUUAGAAAAACUGGAGAUGGACCGCGGCUGUCGAGGAGUUAUCCUGACCUCUGUUGUUCCCAAAAUUUUUUCUGCGGGUCUUGACAUCACUGAAAUGUGCGGUAAAAGUGCAGAGCACUGUGCCGCUUUCUGGAGAGCUCUGCAAGAAUUCUGGAUAAAACUGUACGGAUCCAACAUGAUGACAGUAGCAGCCAUUAAUGGUUCCAGUCCUGCUGGAGGCUGCCUCAUGGCAAUGUGUUGUGACUAUCGAAUCAUGGCAGACAGCCCAAAGUUUGCAAUCGGCUUGAACGAGACGCAGCUUGGUAUAGUCGCACCAUUUUGGUUCAAAGAUGUUAUGUCAAACGUAAUUGGUAAUCGCAUGACCGAGCAAUCUCUCCAGCUGGGACAGAUGUUUCCUGCCCCAGAGGCGCUGAAGAUAGGUCUUGUGGAUCAGUUGGUACCAGAAGAUAAAGUAGAGAGUGCCGCAGCUGCCGUUGUGACUCAAUGGCUUAAGGUUCCAGACCAUGCCAGGCAGCUCACAAAGUCUAUGAUGCGGAAGCAGUACGUAGAGAAGCUGGUGAGCCAAAGGGAAGCCGAUAUCAACAACUUUGUUAGCUUUAUCACAAGGGACUCUAUCCAGAAAUCUCUGCAGGCAUACAUGGACAGACUGAAACAGAAAAAGCAGUAAUCUGCAAAAGGCAGGCAGCACUGUAGAAAACCCAAAUUGUCCAUUGCAAAAUAAAAACGUAUGAUGUGAGCAAGAACAGAAUCCUCAACCUUUUACCACUGUGGCUUUUUCUGCAUCAGUUCCUGCUGUUAAAAAAUUGGAUCUUUUGUCUUCCAUAUGCUAACCUCCUACUUUAAAUUUCUAAUUCUAUUUAGACAAAUGACCUGGAGCCUUAAAGAUAUGUACUAUAGGUUGCUCCUAGCGCGACCUGUUUUCUAUGUUUGAUCUUUGAGUACACAGGUAUCGUCAAACACACACUUAUGUCAUUAAUAACAAUGAACUUAAUAAUUUGUGAUGAAUAAAUAUAUUGUACAUUUACA